This is a messenger RNA of Brienomyrus brachyistius, 2001 nucleotides long. RefSeq lists its product as uncharacterized. Bases 1 to 1356 code for a protein of 451 amino acids. NCBI's taxonomy places the organism in Eukaryota, Metazoa, Chordata, Actinopteri, Osteoglossiformes, Mormyridae. The record is from RefSeq and is a predicted model, not a curated record. The transcript has 3 exons.
AUGCCACAGGCGGGGACAGAAGCGUCUCAGAAGCGGCUGCGGCGAGAUCAGGAACUGGGGCGAGAUCAGGAACUGGGGCGAGAUCAGGAACUGGGGCGAGAUCAGGAACUGGGGCGAGAUCAGGAACUGGGGCGAGAUCAGGAACUGGGGCUGCAGGCAAUUGCUGUGGGGGCGCUCGCCCGGGAACUGCAGGGGACUGCAGCGGGGGCACCUCAGGAGCGGCUGCAGCAGGGCGGUCAGGGACAGGAGCGCAGUCAGGGACAGGAGCUGCAGCAGGCGGCUGCAGUGGGGGCGCCUGCCCGGGAGCUGCAGGUUGCUGCAGUGGGGGCGCCGGCCCGGGAGCUGCAGGUGGCUGCAGUGGGGGCGCCUGGACAGGAACAGGAGCGCGGUCAGGAACAGGAGCGCGGUCAGGAACAGGAGCGCGGUCAGGAACAGGAGCGCGGUCAGGAACAGGAGCGCGGUCAGGAACAGGAGCUGGCUGCAGUGGGGGCGCCUGCCCGGGAGCUGCAGCAGGCGGCUGCAGAGGGGGCGCCUGCCCGGGAGCUGCAGCAGGCGGCUGCAGAGGGGGCGCCUGCCCGGGAGCUGCAGCAGGCGGCUGCAGAGGGGGCGCCUGCCCGGGAGCUGCAGCAGGCGGCUGCAGAGGGGGUGCCUCUGCAGGAACUGGAGCGCGGUCAGGAACUGGAACACAGUCAGGAACAGGAGCUGGCUGCAGUGGGGGCGCCUGCCCGGGAGCUGCAGCAGGCGGCUGCAGAGGGGGCGCCUGCCCGGGAGCUGCAGCAGGCGGCUGCAGAGGGGGCGCCUGCCCGGGAGCUGCAGCAGGCGGCUGCAGAGGGGGUGCCUCUGCAGGAACUGGAGCGCGGUCAGGAACUGGAACACGGUCAGGAACAGGAGCUGGCUGCAGUGGGGGCGCCUGCCCGGGAGCUGCAGCAGGCGGCUGCAGAGGGGGCGCCUGCCCGGGAGCUGCAGCAGGCGGCUGCAGAGGGGGCGCGGCUGCAGGAACUGGAGCGCAGUCAGGAACAGGAGCUGGCUGCAGUGGGGGCGCCUGCCCGGGAGCUGCAGGUUGCUGCAGUGGGGGCGCCUGCCCGGGAGCUGCAGCAGGCAGCGAAGGCGGCUGCGCAGGCGGCGGCUGCGCAGGCGGCGGCAGCGGCGAAGGCGGCUGCGCAGGCGGCGGCAGCGGCGAAGGCGGCUGCGCAGGCGGCGGCAGCGGCGAAGGCGGCAAUGGCGGCUGCACGGGAGCGGGGUCCGCGGGCGGCAGGAGCGGAGGGAGCUCCUCGGGUCCGGCCGUUGCAGCGAGCAGCGGAGGGAGGUCCUCUGUACCGGCGAUCGCCGGUCUCCUUCUCCCUCGCUGGCGCCUAGCGGUGGCGGGAGGCGGCGCGACGUCCGUAAAAACGGACGGCGGAAGAAAGGCCUCCGGCUCCGGGUAAGGGUAGAGGAAGGGCUCCUCGUCCUCGUCCUCACUGGAGAACCAGUAUUUCCACACGGGAUCGGGGUCGCGUGUGGUCAGCCUCCGGGCUGGAGGUAGGGCGGGUACUUCCCUUUCGUCCCCUGUCGGGAGCCAAAGCCUGGAGAGCGAGCAGGCGCCGAGACGGAUCGUCUCCUGCGGGACUCUCCUCCUCCCUGUCCGCUUCUUUUUGUGGUCCGUCAUUCUGUCACGAUCGGGGUGCAGCGAGCGCGGCGAUCGUGCGUGUAAGGAGCAAUGAGCAGGCAGACAGGCGAAUACGGGGCAAAACGGGAGUUUACUGGGGAAACAGGGACCAGGAAACAGCUCACGCUUACCAACAUUAGGAAACACCAAUGACGGACCACGCUAACAGGUAAGACCAGGACUUAAAACCAGACAAGACUAAUCAAAGUAAUCAGAUACAGCGGGGUACAAUCAGGGAAAUACACGUGGGAAGGCAGGGGGCGUGGCACACACGAGGAGCGGACGAGCCGGGCAUGACAAUUAUGAAUAUAGAAGAAAACAAACUUUUAAAUAAAAUUUUAUGUUGUACCUUUUAU